Messenger RNA from Drosophila elegans, 1326 nucleotides. Its product is annotated as putative vacuolar protein sorting-associated protein 13F. Gene Ontology annotation, molecular function: ubiquitin protein ligase activity. NCBI's taxonomy places the organism in Eukaryota, Metazoa, Arthropoda, Insecta, Diptera, Drosophilidae. The record is from RefSeq and is a predicted model, not a curated record. The transcript has 2 exons. Gene Ontology annotation, biological process: protein polyubiquitination; protein monoubiquitination. The coding region runs from base 116 to 1177 and encodes 353 amino acids.
GACUGACAACUCCAGCAAAUUCCUUUGCCCAGUCACUUCGAGCUGAAGUUUCGUUGGAGUUGCACUAAGUUACAUAAUUUUUGAUAGAUCGGGACUAAGUUAGUAGCCAGUAACUAUGAUGCCCCGUUACAUGGUCCAAUGGCGAGUGUACGUCUAUGCCAACUCGCUGUAUUCGCUGCCGGAACGCCAUAAGUCCGACUAUCGCGAUGUGUCGCCGCAAUAUUUUAGCCGCAAUCCCUUCGAGAUCCAUCGGGUUAUGAACUGGGUGAACCGGGAUAUUUCGGUGCUCGUUAAAACCGGUAAGGCGGAUGUCUUCUGUCUGUACGAGACGAUCCUCGACCUGCUACCCCGUGUCAGCAUGAAGAGCUCGAGCUUCAGCUCGGAGCUGUUCCUCUACAUUGGCCCCAAGACCCAUCAGUUUGUCCACGAGCUGAUCAACUUUGCCCGAUCCCCGUACAACGACCUCAUCGCCUACGAGUGUAACACCCAGUACAGGGCGUUGCCGGAGGAUGAGAAUGCCCCCAGCACCUCGUCGAUGGCCAGAAUGCGUCGGGAUUUGACCCUGCGACUGCACAGCUUUGUGGAGUUCUCGCGUCGCAUCAACCACGACGAUUGCGGCGGCUUCGAGGCCGAUCUGGAGCUGGAGGACGAGGACUACGGGGAGCUGCAGGAUCUGAUGAGAGAGCAGCUCGAGCAGCCUUUGCCGGUGCAGCUGGGCAGGCCAACGCCGGCCCCCAGAGCGAGCCAAGUGGCUACUGGUCAGGGAGGUCAGCAAUCAGCGGCCCAAACAGGCGGACAAACCCAGCAGCAGCAGCAGCAGCAGCAGCAGCCGGCUCAGCAAUCCCAACAGCCAGGAGCACAGGCAGGAGCACACCAAAACCAAAACCAGCAGCAGCAGCAGCAGCAGCAGCAACCAGGACAUCAGCCGUCUACAUCCUCCUCCAGCGGCAUGCUAGCGAACAGAAUGCAGGUGGAGGAUCUGGAUCUAGAGAUGGCCAUCGAGCGCAGCAUGUUCGAUGCCAGGACAGGACAGGAUGGCAAUCUCGUCCUGCCAAGCGGACGAUUGAUCCGUGUAGGCAAUGCCCGUUUAUUGCGCAAUCUCCACGCACACGCAUUAGGAUCGAUAUCCGGAUCUCGGCAAACUGCCACUCGCUCCCGUCGUCGUCAUCCGCGCUAGGAUAAACCUUUAACUACAAAUGUCCUGUUGCCACUUUUUAGGCUCAUGUAUAAUACAUAGUACCAAAUGCGCUGCGAUCUCUCUGAAUGCUCGCGAAUACGGCAAAUAAAAAAGGGUUCAAAUAGCAUUAAAAAUUGAUAACGAUAACU